CCUGGAAGCCGGCUCACCCUUGCGCCUGUGGUAUCUUGAGCUUCGCAAUUUGAGCACGAGUUACCACUCUUCUAGCAGGAUCAUGGUGUUCUACUUCACCAGCAGCAGUGUUAACUCAUCUACUUACACUAUCUACAUGGGGAAGGAUAAAUAUGAAAAUGAAGAUCUGAUAAAGUAUGGCUGGCCUGAAGACAUUUGGUUUCACGUGGACAAACUCUCUUCGGCUCAUGUAUACCUUCGAUUGCAAAAGGGAGAGAAGAUAGAAGACAUUCCAAAGGAGGUUCUGAUGGACUGUGCCCACCUUGUGAAGGCCAAUAGCAUUUAAGGUUGCAAGAUGAACAACGUUAAUGUGGUAUACACACCAUGGUCUAACCUGAAGAAAACAGCUGACAUGGAUGUGGGGCAGAUAGGCUUUCACAGGCAGAAGGAUGUCAAAAUUGUGACAGUGGAGAAGAAAGUGAAUGAAAUCUUGAACCGAUUAGAAAAAACCAAAUCGGAGAAGUUUCCCGACCUAGCAGCAGAGAAAGAAGGUCGAGACCGUGAAGAGAGGAAUGAGAAAAAAGCCCAGAUUCAGGAAAUGAAAAGGACAGAGAAAGAAGAGAUGAAAAAGAAAAGGGAAAUGGAUGAACUUCGGAGCUACUCGUCACUAAUGAAAGUUGAGAAUAUGUCCUCAAAUAAAGAUGGUAACGAUUCGGAUGAGUUCAUGUGAGCUGAGCAAAGGACCCUGGGAAGACAUGAAUGUGCAGACCAUUACAGAUCUUUUGAUUUCAUCUAUGUUCUGAAUUACAGAAACCAACCAACCAAAAUCCUACCUUCAUUCUACAUA
Peromyscus eremicus (cactus mouse) is the source of this 826-nucleotide messenger RNA. RefSeq names its product coiled-coil domain-containing protein 25-like. NCBI's taxonomy places the organism in Eukaryota, Metazoa, Chordata, Mammalia, Rodentia, Cricetidae. The transcript has a single exon. The coding region runs from base 83 to 325 and encodes 80 amino acids. The record is from RefSeq and is a predicted model, not a curated record.